AUGUCCAUGAAAAAGCUGCAGGUGAUGAAGAAGCAGGCCGAGAAACCUAUCACGCAGAGAAAGGAUAGUAGCAGAUUAACAUACUUCUUAUCUUUUUUCGGCUUGGAAUUGCAGAUGUAAGUACACGUCGAAGAACAAGAGCAGCCUCGUCUGUCUAGCAUGUGGACUUUAUGCAGUUCCAGCUGUGGGCUACGCGAAAAGACCGAUAGUCCUGGCCUGUUAUGAUCUUUGCAUGUGAUACAAGUAGUGCGACGUCGCGCUAGCUAUCGUUUUUCUGUGUGAGACAAUCGGACAUGAUGCAGCACGCCCAAAAACUUGAAAAAAAAGCAAAAAUAGGCGAAAGUCGAGAACCCUCGGCAGGCUUAGAAACUGGCCACCAAGGGCGGUCCGGCGGGCGCGCGCUUGCGCCAUACCAUCGCGAUUGGGGAAAAAAAGUCGGACUAGAAGCGGGCGGAGGCAUGUCCCAAAGUCCGCAUUUGGUCUGGGUUGUGGGCACAAAUUCGGCACCUCCGCCGCGUCUGAAUUGCCCGAUUUUGGUUGCUCGGAAGGGUUUCCGGAUUUUCGGUUUUCCUCAUACCUUCCGGGCCAGGUGGCCAGUUUGUCAUGCAGGGGGCUAGAAAGGAUGCCCCGCUGCGAAAUAGCAGACCGGAUUUCGCCUUCAAUGCUUAUCGCAGGAGCCUGCGGGCCGCCGCGGGCGACAGUAGUUGUCCGCGGCCCUUGGGCCGCGACCGCAAACUGCGGCCCGCGGCUCAAGAAGAAGAAGUGGGAUUCUAAUUAAAAGAAAUGGUGGUGGCGAAAGCGCGGCCCGCCGGGCCGCGCUUUCGCCGCGCGGCUGGUUUGGCUUUCGCGCUGCUUAGAUUUUCGCGCACGCAUUUGGUUACCAAUAUCGCCCUCCGGGCGCGACCUUCAUACAAGUGGUGUGACACGCUAGCUAUCGUUUUUCUGUGUGAGACAACCGGACAUGAUGCAGCACGCCCGCGGGCUGCUCCGCGCCGUACUAGCUCGGAAUUCCGUCCGAAUUUUGUCCCCUACUUGGCUUCUUGAUACGGACGGAUUCUGACAGAAUUCGGAUGGAUUUUGAAUUGGUGGGGGAUGGGAUUUUGUGGUCCGGGACACCAGAGUUGUGCCUCCAGUCGACUUCACCUACCGAGACCAGCCUGGGCGAUCUUGGGUGGCUGACCGCAUUGGGAAUCGCGGCCGGGGAUCGCCUCGCCCCU
Messenger RNA from Amoebophrya sp. A120, 1217 nucleotides. NCBI's taxonomy places the organism in Eukaryota, Dinophyceae, Syndiniales, Amoebophryaceae. The record is from the annotation of a GenBank genome assembly.